Messenger RNA from Chara braunii, 2775 nucleotides. Lineage: Eukaryota; Viridiplantae; Streptophyta; Charophyceae; Charales; Characeae. The record is from the annotation of a GenBank genome assembly.
GAAUGAGUGAAGGCCAAAUGAAGAGCGGAAGCAGGCGUUGCAACAGGGAAGCCAGCAGCAGUGAAAAUUGAUCUAUGCAGGUUGAAGCGGGUGCAGAUAUGAUAAGUUUCGCGUCAUUUGCCGGUUGAAUCACUCUUCACUUGCUGGAUCAUCACAACUGUAUGCCGGUGGCUUUUUGCUUCGUUCAGCACUACAAGAAGUGAGUCUGUGGGUGAGUGAGUGAGUGUGUAUACGUGCAUGAGAGUGUGUGUGUGUGUGUGUGUGUGUGUGGGUGUGUCGGUGUGGGUGUGUGGGUGCAUGCAUUGAGAAGUGGGAAGCGGGAAAAGGAAGGUAGAGAGUGCGUGAUAUUGGUUUUUCUAUGAUAAGGAGCGGCGAUGAACUGUGACAAGGGGCUGAUAGUGUGUGUUGCUUUUUUAGCUUAGCGAUCGCUCCAUCAGCAGACAAGACAACGGAUUGUUAAUUGGCUGGCUGAUUUUCUCUGAAUGAGGUCAUGAGCGGGACAAAGAAGGAGUGGUACUUCCGGGUCGCUCGAGCGUUGGUUCUUUCGUAUGGGGCGAUUGCUGCGGCCUGGUACUGGGACAAAACGUCCCCGCUUGGCUUCUGGACCCUGAAACCCCGGACCUCGGAGGAAAGGGCGUUGGCGCAUCUGUAUGAGCAUCGUCAGUUUCCUUAUCCGAAUGAUAAGGAGGCGAUUGCGGACUUCGUAGCGAAGGGAGGAGGGUCGGGCACUCAGAUCGGAUUGCAGACUCAGAGGACAGGAGUGAGAGAGGUCACCGAACCUUCUAGCGACAUUCGUGUGCAGUUGCAAAGAGAGAAGACCGAAAAAGAGGCCGAGAAAUUGUGGCUUAGGAUGAAGCGAGAAGCCAUGAGAGACUUGCUUGAUCAAGGGUUCGAUCUCUCGUCCACCUCGUGAAAAAAAAAAACAUCGCCCGUCGACAAGAACUGAGCGGCUUGGAUGACAAAAAAUACGUCAGUCAGUAUAUGGUGACAUGAUGGCCGAUGAUCCCUCUGCCUCUAGGUCGUGAGAAUUUCUUGUGAGAGCAGAGACCAGCGGGGGUCGAAGAGAGGGAACUGGGCGGGGAUUGGUGGAUGUCACACUCGCACAGCGAAGUCGCAACAAUAGCCGACUGAACCUCUAAAUCACAAUCGCACACCUUGUUUCUGACUGUGCAUUGACUUCACUUUUUGUACUGGGGUUCUGAUAUUGUUUAGGCAUUUUACUUGCGUUGGCUUCUGUUUACUUGAAUAGAGAGGGUAGAGUGGGAAAGUGGGGGGGAGGGGAGACGGAGGAGCGGGGUUGGUGGACAGAGGGAAAGGCGGAGAGGGUAGGCAGGAGGGGGUUAUAAUCUGUUGCUUUUGUUGCCGUGUAGGGCUGCAAAGGAGGUCUGGCGUACGAACGGGGGUCUGUCGUUCGCUGGUUCCCACUUCUUUCAGGUGCUGUUUGCAGCACCAGCAGGGUGGGGGGGGAAAUAAUAAUAAUAAAAAAGGACGAUGCGCUUCCUCUCCUGUUUUGCUGGGGGUAGAGGACCAGGCGCCUUUGACUAUCACGUCUUCUCCCAGCCUGCUGAGAGAUGGCUCGUUCUGAGGAACAGAACUUCUGGGAAUGUACGGGCCAUCUGGCGGAGCGGCCCCGAGGGUCUGGGAAGAACAGGGUUCCAAUGCCUUGGGCAUGCUGCGGCUUCCGAGGGUGAUGUCACUGGCACUGGCAGGUCCUCUGAAGGAUCAGAUGACAAGGGUGUGGCCGCAGCAGAGGAGUCUUCGGCUACUACGCAGCAGCAGCAGCAGCAACGAGUUGCCGGAGGAGGAGGAGGAGGAGGCGUCAAGCACUCAGGCUUCCCCAUCAAGGCAGGGAUAACCGCCGGUGGUCUGGCUCUUGCUGGGGACAGCAUUGCACAGUUUGUCGAGAAACGUCGUAAGCGAGCUGCAAUGCGGCCUUGUUGUAGGAAGAAAGUCAACAUGUGGGAAUAUGAUUUGUCCCGGAUGGCAAGGAUGACAAGCUAUGGGUUCCUCCUUUACGGUCCAGGCUCGUAUUGGUGGUAUCGUUUUCUGGACCGCGUGCUGCCGGAGCAAACAGUUCGGAACGUUGCAGCGAAAGUGGUGCUGAAUCAGGUGGUACUGGGGCCGUGCGUUUUGCUGGUAGUCUUUGCAUGGAACUAUGCGUGGAUGGGCCGUGCGAAGGAGAUCCCAAAGAAGUAUAAGGACGACUUCGGUCAUGCGCUUGUCGCUGGGUGGAAGUUUUGGAUCCCUGCCAGCGUGGUCAAUUUUAAGGCAGUGCCAUUGAAUGGCCGAGUCGCGUUUAUGUCUGCUUGUGCCGUUUUCUGGAACUUCUACUUGUCCCUCGUGGUCUCUAAGCCGCAAGAAGCAGAAGCUGCAAGUACCUAGUGCCGAUGUCAGCCAUCUGCCAAUCCUCCUCCUCCUCUGUGUGUGUGUGUGUGUGUGUGUGUGUGUGUGUGUGUGUGUGUGUGUGUGUGUGUGUGUGCUAUUGUCCUGAACUUCAAAAAGUUUUCUAUUGCCUCUGCUGUAGAGUAGUAAUGGUAGCAAUAAGAAAGGAGCAAUCCUGUUGUAUUCUUAGAGGAAAUUGUUUAAUGUAUUCAUUCACAGAUGGAUACUUUGACACGGCAUCGACAACAAUGGAUGGAGGGCGGAGGCUCCUCUCUGUCAUAGCGUUGUGCUAGCUUUGUGCCAUCGGAGUCGGCAGAAGUCGAGAUUCUUUUUCCUCUUGCUCUCGUGAGGUGCAACUUUCUUUCUUGUCCAUGAUAAAUAAUGGAGUUUCUC